This is a messenger RNA of Cuscuta campestris, 2414 nucleotides long. Lineage: Eukaryota; Viridiplantae; Streptophyta; Magnoliopsida; Solanales; Convolvulaceae. The record is from the annotation of a GenBank genome assembly.
ACCAUCUGCAUCAUUUUUUACAUCUGUCCUUUUUUGAAUAUUUCUGCAUUUUAUUUGCAGGAAUAUACUCCACUGAUUGACACUACAACUUCAUGAUUUCUCAUUGGAAACUUCAAUUUUUUGCUUUAUUUGGAAUGAACCGCGAGGCUCUUAUGUAAUCAUGGUACGAGAAAAAGAUGCCUGUUGGGAAUAUGCUGAGAAGGUAGAUGGAAACAAGGUUAGAUGUAAGUUCUGCCUUAGAGUUCUGAAUGGUGGAAUUAGUAGAUUAAAGCACCAUUUGUCAAGACUCCCUAGUAAAGGUGUAAAUCCAUGCACCAAAGUGAGGGAUGAUGUUAGUGAUAAGGUGAGGUUAAUAAUUGCGUCAAGGGAAGACGCAAAGGGAAUCUCUGAACCUUAUAAGCACAAGCACACCGACCUUAUUACACUUUGCACAAAUACUUGUGCAAGCAAAGCUGCCGGUGCUUGUGUGGGCCACCCAGCUGCAGUUCCUAUCCAAAAAGUUUCCCCCCUUGUCACACAACCUAACAAUGAAGAAAAUGCUGAGAGAAGCAUUGCUCUGUUUUUCUUUGAAAAUAAAUUGGACUUUAGUGUGGCCAGAUCUUCAUCUUACCAGCAAAUGGUUGAGUCGGUAGGAAAAUGUGGCGGUAGUGGGUUUAUAGGGCCUUCUGCUGAAACACUAAGAACAACUUGGUUGGAUAGGAUCAAAUCCGAAGUAAGUUCACAAUCUAAAGGUGCAGAGAAAGAGUGGGGCAUGACUGGUUGCACGAUAAUAGCAGAAACCUGGACGGACACCAACAAAUUGUCAUCACGAUCUUUGAUUAACUUCUCAGUUUCUUCAUCCUCUGGAACCUUCUUUCACAAAUCAGUCGACGCGUCCUCAUACUUCAAGAACAUAAAAUGCCUUUCUGAAUUGUUUGAUUCCGUCAUUCAAGAUUUUGGCCCUGAAAACGUGGUGCAGGUUAUUCUGGAUAACACUCUUUACUGCACCGGUAUAGUGAACAACUUACUGCAGAGCUAUGGGACUCUCUUUGUUUCCCCUUGUGCUGUCCAAUGUUUAAACACUAUACUGGACGAGUUUUCGAAGGUGGAUUGGGUUAACCGGUGCAUCUUGCAAGCACAGAUGAUCACAAAAUUUAUAUACAACAAUUCAUCCGUUCUUGAUCUGAUGAAGAACUUCACCGGGCAGGAUAUAGUUAAAACCGGAAUCACAAAACCGGUUUCCGAUUUUCUCUCUUUACAAUCCGUACUGAAGCAGAGAUCAAGGUUGAAGCACAUGUUCAACAGCCCAGAGUUUGCCACUAAUUCGAUUUGUCUAAACAAACCCCAGAGCUUAACUUGCCUCGACAUUCUUGAAGACAAUGAUUUCUGGAGGGGGGUCGAAGAGUGUGUGGCACUAUCUGAGCCGUUCUUGAAAGUGAUGAGGGAAGUUUGUGGAGGGAAGGCAACAGUGGGGUUUAUAUAUGAACUGAUGACCAGAGCAAAGGAGUCUAUAAGAACAUACUAUAUUAUGGAUGAAAUAAAGUGCAAGACCUUUUUAGACAUAGUUGAUAAGAAGUGGCAGAAUAACUUGCACUCCCCCUUACACUCUGCUGCGGCGUUCUUGAACCCGAACAUUCAGUACAAUACAGAAGUGAAAUUUCUGGGAUCUAUAAAAGAAGAAUUUUUUAGGGUUCUUGAAAAGCUACUUCCAACACCAGAGCUCAGAAGAGAUAUCACCAACCAAAUCUGUUUGUUCACAAGGGCUUUGGGGAUGUUUGGGUGCAAUCUUGCAAAGGAAGCUAUAGAUUCUGUCCCUCCUGGGAUUUGGUGGGAACAAUAUGGUGAUGCCGCUCCAGCAUUGCAGAGAGUUGCCAUCAGAAUUCUAAGUCAAGCAUGCAGCGGCAGUUUCAUGUCCGAGAGAGAUUGGGCCGCGUUUCAACAAAUCCACUUGGAUAAGCGCAACAAGAUCGAAAAAGACACGUUGAAUGAUAUGGUUUAUGUAAACUGCAAUCUCAGGCUAGCGGCAAGGUUGCCUUUGAGCUCAAAAGCCACAGCAGACACCGAUCUCCUUCAACUUGAUGACAUAGAUAUGACCUCUGAGUGGGUUGUGGAGGAGGCUGAAACCCAGAGCCUCCCAACACAGUGGCUUGACCGCUUUGGUUCUGGUCUAGAUGGCAACGACUUGAAUAGCAGACACUUCGGCGUUGGUUUAUUUGGUGCUAAUGACCCAAUUUUUGGAUUGUGACGGACGGUGUAUUCUUUAGGGCGUGUCCUAUUCCAAGGACCUUGCCUUAUUUUGUACUACUCUAAGAUGGUUGCAAACCUAUGUUAAUGUUCUGCAUACCCUCCAAAUAUGAGGUGUUAUUUCACCCUUAUUACGAGUAUAAAGAGAUGGCUAUCCCUUCUGUUGUAUUAGCCUAUAACCUAUGUAUGUA